Messenger RNA from Stomoxys calcitrans (stable fly), 2657 nucleotides. RefSeq names its product sulfhydryl oxidase 1 (gene Qsox1). The record is from RefSeq and is a predicted model, not a curated record. NCBI's taxonomy places the organism in Eukaryota, Metazoa, Arthropoda, Insecta, Diptera, Muscidae. The coding region runs from base 502 to 2445 and encodes 647 amino acids. Gene Ontology annotation, biological process: protein folding. Gene Ontology annotation, molecular function: flavin-dependent sulfhydryl oxidase activity; protein disulfide isomerase activity. The transcript is spliced from 3 exons. Gene Ontology annotation, cellular component: Golgi membrane.
CCGUUAGUCAGUCAGUCAUUUACUAAGCCCCGAUUCUGAAUUCCGAAUAAUUGCUCUCGAGUCGGUGUUCGUCCAUUGGAACAAACAUCUUAUAGUGUGUUACCCAGUUUAAAGGAAAUUCAAGAUACCCUAUGUACCAUUGUCGAGAGGAUAGCAUAGGUAUGCAAUCGCAUUGAGCCCAUACAAACUCAAAUAGACCCUACACUGUCCCCAAUUGUGGGAGAAAUCCCCAAUACUCCAAUACUGGCAACACUGUUUUUAAACCAUUGUCCAUCGUUUUUCGAAUAGUUAAAUUGUGAUUGUGUCUGCCUGUGGAUGAGGCGAACUUUAGUACUGUAGUGAGCCCAACAAGAAAUUUGUUUGUUUAGUCUUUGGAAAACGACGAAAGCAGUGAAAGCCAAAAAUGAGAAAUUUGUAAAACCAAUUUGUUGUUAAUUUAAUUGUAACGCGAUAUAUGUGCAAUAACUCACAUCCAAAGCCAAAAGCAACAACAAUCAAACAAUGACGUCGACGUUGGGUAUUUAUGCCACCUCUGCUGCUUUGAUUGCGGUGUCUUUAUUAUCAGCGUUUGCCUAUGCCGGAGUACCACGUUCCAGCUAUGAAGCCUUAAUAAAAUCAGAAUCGCAAGAAUUAGGGCUAUAUAAUCACACGGACAAAGUACGCGUACUCACCGAUGUCAAUUUUAAGGAGGAGGUUUUGGAGAGGAAUCGCUCCAUCUUAGUUGAAUUUUACAAUAGCUAUUGCGGCCACUGUAGGAAGUUUGCUCCCACAUACAAGCUCCUGGCCGAUGAGCUAUACGAUUGGAGAGAUGUGGUGCCGAUAAGUGCAAUAGACUGUGCGGCGGACGAAAACAAUGGUAUUUGCAGAGAUUAUGAAGUAAUGGCCUACCCCACUUUGAGGUAUUUUGGUCCAGGCUAUGCACCUUCGCCUGAUAAUUAUGGCAUAAAGAUUCUUACACAAGUUCCGGAUGAAAUAAGAAGUCUAGUGGCCGAAUAUGUGGCAGCCGAAAACAAGACCAGCAACAUGACCUCGUGGCCAGACUUGAAGCCUUUGCAGGCUGCACAUACCGUGUCCACGGGGGCAUUAUUUGAUGGUCUGGACAGUUUGAAAAAAUUUGUGGUGAUUGUCUAUGAGCCCGAGAACACAACCAUUGGCAUAGAGACUGCCCUACAUUUUGUAAGAUAUCCAAAUAUAGCAGUUAAAAGGACUUCCAAUCUUGAGUUGGCGGGUAAAUACCAAAUCGAUGGCAGUCGUUAUCGCAUAGCUACAGUGAGUCGCCAGGGUUCCAUAGUGCCCUAUGGCUCAUUGCAUGAGACUUCUCUUUCCUAUAAAGAAACCAUUGAAAGCUUUCUCAAAUCACAACACUUGACCGAGAAACCGCCAACGAACGAUCCCUCCCUAACACGUUCAUCGUCGGUGAUUGAUGAACAUGAAAAUGCCAAAAUUAUUGAAGAAGUGCGACGCAAUAAACACAUGGUUUAUCAAGCUGAUCUCGAAAUGGCUGUGCGGGGUACUCUGUACAAUGAAAUACCAAAAUCAUCUCACAUCAGCGGUGAAAAGUUGUUGGCCCUACAACGUUUCUUGGGAGUUUUAGAAAACUACAAUCCUUUGGGUUCGGCAGGACGCAAAAUGAUCAAAGAUCUUUCAGCCUACACCAAACGCCAUACGCAGGAAUUAUCCGGUGAAGAUUUCGAAAAGGAACUUAAGCGUUUAGAAGACGAGCAUGGUGGUUCGGCAUUCUCUUCUAAACGUUAUAUUGGAUGUAUUGGGUCAAAAACGGGAUUAAGGGGUUUCACAUGCUCUCUAUGGCAACUGUUCCAUUUUAUGACAGUUCAAGCCGCAACUUCAGAUAAAAGUGAAGAUCCUUUGGAAGUGCUGCAGGCCAUGCAUGGAUAUGUAAAACAUUUCUUUGGAUGUACAGAAUGUUCUAAACAUUUUCAGGAAAUGGCAAUGAAACGCAACAUUUGGAACAAUCCCACUAAGGAUGAAGCUGUUCUAUGGCUUUGGGCAGCCCACAACGAAGUGAAUCAACGCUUGUCUGGUGACGAAACUGACGAUCCGAAAUUCCCUAAAAUUCAAUUUCCCUCAACCUCAAGCUGUUCACAAUGCCGCAAAGAUACCUCUCACUCAGUGCCGUCGGCUGCAUCUCAGACACCUGCGAACUGGGAUAAAGAUCAUGUCCUACAGUUUCUUAAAAAUAUUCAUAAUCCAGAAUUUAUCAGUCGCUAUGGUGUGGAUAAUCAUGAUAUACUACCACCUACCUUGGAGAAAAUGCGACAAAAACGUAUGAUAAGCAGUGUUUUCUCAGACAUGGACAUGGGUAUGGGCAUGCUGUUGUAUGGAUUUUGCAUUGUGAUGUUGGUUGUGGCCUUUAAAUUAUUCGCAAUGAAAAAGGGUGGCUAUCGCAAGAAACCCUAUGCUCAUAAUCUUUUGGGUAAAGUGUAAUUCAAAAUUUGCUUUAAUUAAACGUGACACACGUUAUCAACUCAAAAUGAAACUUGGACUUGAUAUGUAUAAUCGAAGAAAACCGAUUUGUUAGCCAGCCACUGUAAGGGCUCCUUUUAUAUAUAUAUAGUACUACAUGUGUUAUUCUCAAUAAUUCCAUUGUCUAUAUUUUCUAUGUGUCUUUUUUUCUGUAUAUAAGCUCUAAAGUUUAU